Chinchilla lanigera (long-tailed chinchilla) is the source of this 4477-nucleotide messenger RNA. It is a transcript of the gene Mfsd6, whose product is annotated as major facilitator superfamily domain containing 6. Gene Ontology annotation, biological process: antigen processing and presentation of exogenous peptide antigen via MHC class I. Bases 114 to 2519 code for a protein of 801 amino acids. The record is from RefSeq and is a predicted model, not a curated record. NCBI's taxonomy places the organism in Eukaryota, Metazoa, Chordata, Mammalia, Rodentia, Chinchillidae. The transcript has 7 exons. Gene Ontology annotation, cellular component: plasma membrane.
GGCCGGGACGAGGGCGAGGCCGCCGGUGCGGCGCGGAGGAGGAGGGGACGUGGACAGCGGCUGCCGGCCCAGAUCAGUGAUCAAAAUUUUGAAGAACAGCCCUAAGCUUUCUGAUGGUGGUGGUAACCAUGGCGGCAGAUGAUAAAGUUGCUAUCUUGACUGAUGAUGAAGAGGAACAGAAGAGAAAAUACGUGCUUGCUGAUCCCUUCAAUGGUAUUUCCAGGGAACCGGAACCACCUUCAAACGAGACACCCUCCUCCACAGAAACAUCUGCUAUUCCUGAGGAGGAAAUAGACUGGAUAGAGAAGCAUUGUGUGAAAAUAAACAAUGAUCUUCUAAUUUCCAAAGUUUUUUAUUUUUUCUUUUACUCUGCGUAUGGCUCUCUUUACCCACUUCUGCCUGUGUAUUACAAACAGCUGGGAAUGUCACCAAGCCAGAGCGGACUUCUUGUAGGUAUCCGGUACUUCAUUGAAUUCUGCAGUGCCCCUUUUUGGGGGGUAGUUGCAGAUCGCUUCAAAAAAGGCAAAAUUGUGCUCCUCUUUUCUCUUUUGUGUUGGGUUUUAUUCAACCUGGGCAUCGGAUUUGUCAAACCUGCUACCUUGAGAUGUGUACCAAAGAUCGCCCCAACUACUCGCCCCACCAAUGCAAGUCACCUGUCCACCAUCCUGCCAGCGAAUUCCUCUGCUCCCUCGUUCCUUAGCACGUCACCAAGAAUGCGUGAGAAAAGGAACCUGCCUACUUCUGAUUGGCCACCGACCUUAAAAACGGGGCCUGAUACCUCAGAGACAGAUAUCUUCGCCAUGCCUUCAGCCAGGACCACUGAAUCCAGCCUGCAGCCCCAGCCUGGUGGAGUGACUGACCAUGUUACGGACUUGGUCUUGAACACAAGCACAGUGACCCCUGUCCCCACAGGAAGUGUAACCCGGGAGACAACCACUGCAGUUGCCACCACCACCAAGCCAUUACCUGCUGCUCACGUCACUCUUGUUUAUGACCAGCAAGAAGUGGAAGCUAUAUUCUUGGUGAUCUUGGUUGUUGUCAUAAUAGGGGAAUUUUUCAGUGCCUCUUCUGUCACGAUUGUAGACACAGUGACGCUCCAGUAUCUGGGGAAACACAGAGACCGCUAUGGACUGCAGCGCAUGUGGGGGUCCCUGGGCUGGGGCCUGGCCAUGCUGUCUGUGGGCAUCGGCAUCGACUACACCCACAUAGAAGUGCUUAUCGACGGAAAGGGGUGUAAGCCCCCAGAGUACCGGAACUACCAGAUCGUCUUUAUCGUCUUUGGCGUUCUCAUGACCAUGGCCUUGAUCGUGGCUACACAGUUCCGGUUUCGCUACAACCACUUCAAGAACGAUGAUAACAAAGGAAAAGAGGUGGAGAUCCCUCCGGUGGAAAGGAACCCCUCCACAGAGUCCUCUGAGGAGACGCCGUCCGCCGCAAGCCACUCACAGACCUUCAACUUUUGGGACUUAAUCAAACUGUUGUGCAGUGUGCAGUACGGCUCCGUGUUGUUCGUGGCUUGGUUUAUGGGUUUUGGAUAUGGCUUCGUGUUCACCUUCCUGUACUGGCAUUUGGAAGAUCUGAAUGGAACCACAACCCUGUUUGGGGUCUGCUCAGUCCUGAGCCACGUGUCGGAGCUGACGGCGUAUUUUUUCAGUCACAAGCUUAUUGAAUUGAUUGGCCACAUCAGGGUUCUGUAUAUUGGCCUGGCCUGCAAUACAGCUCGCUAUAUUUAUAUCUCCUACCUGGAAAAUGCCUGGACUGUGCUCCCCAUGGAAGUUCUCCAAGGGGUGACCCACGCGGCCAUCUGGGCAGCCUGCAUUUCAUACCUCAGUGCAGCUGUGCCCCCUGAACUGCGGACCUCUGCCCAGGGCAUCCUGCAGGGCCUGCACCUGGGUCUGGGCAGAGGGUGCGGCGCCAUGAUCGGAGGCGUGCUGGUCAACUACUUCGGGGCUGCUGCAACCUUCCGGGGAAUUGGCAUGGCCUGCCUGGUGAUCCUCCUGCUCUUUGCCCUGAUCCAGUGGCUGGCAGUGCCAGAUGAGGAGGAAGAUAAGACAAUGUUGGCAGAAAGGAUUCCUGUUCCCUCCAGCCCUGUUCCCAUAGCAACCAUCGACUUGGUGCAGCAACAGACAGAAGACGUCAUGCCACGCACUGAGCCCAGACUUCCGCCCAGGAAGACCAAGCACCAGGAAGAGCAGGAGGAUGCGAGCAAACCAGCCUGGGGGGUCAGCUCUUCUCCCUGGGUGACCUUCGUCUACGCACUCUACCAAAUUAAAGAGAUGAUGCAGCUGACAAGAGAAAACCGGGCUUCUGAGAUCCAGCCUUUACAGGUGACCAGUGAGAAUCAGGAAAACUCUCCUGCAAGCGGAGCCCGGCAUGUGCCUCGUGAGACCCACUCUGACCCACCUAGAGACCAGCCCUCCCCUGCCGUAGCGGCAUCUCCACCGCAGAGCAGCCCCGCCCACCCCGCAGGUGGGCGCACUGAGGAGACUGGGGCUCAGCCCGCUGCAGGAGGGCCCUGAGGGCGUCCUGCUCCUCUCACACCUGCACGGAACUGAACUCCUUGGCCAGCACAGAGGCGGGGCCCCCAACCCAGAACACGCUGCAUACGCUUCUGAAUAUCUAAACUCAUUAACGUGGACACGCGCGCGCGCGCACACACACCUGAGCUACAGUACACACUGGCAGGAAGGUCACCCUGUCAUCUGGUGGAGGGCAGGAGGAAACACUCGGUGAGGACCCCAGGCUGGGCUGGUUGUGUGAGGGCUCUGCCGGCGCAGUAGGGUGCGAACCCCAGGGACCGCAAGUGCAGGGUAUGCGCACGUUCCUCUCCAGGUGCACCUGGUAUAAUUUCCCCAUCCCCAUUAUUUAUUCCGAUUAUUGGCUUCUUCAUGCAAACUGGGAAGAAACACAGUAGAUCUAUAAUCGUGUUUCCCUUGAAGAGAACCAUUUAAAAAUUGUAAAACACUUAAAAAGCAAGCAGAUAAAAAGUUCAUAGAUGCUUUUUGUUUUGAAAAAAAGCUAAGUUUCCUCGUAAACCCUACAUAUCUCGAGCAAAUAUAUUUUUCUAUAUGUAUGUACAAUGAAAAUAGUCAAGUCUGAGCAGCAACAGCUGUUACCAACUGCUGCAAGCUGAGGUGAGCUUUAAAAAUGCCUUUUGUUUUAAAUGGGCUUUCAGAAGGACCAGACAAGAAGGAAUAUUAAAAAAAAACCACCACCAAUGCAGUAUCCUGUGGCUUCGUGGGCAAGGGUGUACAGAAUACGGUGAUACUGUGAUAGCCUUCAUCACGGUUUGCUGUUUUGUAGUGAUCUGGGCUCUCGUUAAUUGAUGGAAUAAAACAAAAAUCAUUACGUUCCAAAGGCUUCCUUUACCUGAGCAGUACCACUGACAAAGAACAGUGUAGGGUUUCAGUGCCUGGGGAACGAUGUGAUUUUUAACAAUCACACAGUGAGUGUUUUGUUGGUGAGAUGGCAGAAAGGAAACCGGGCAUGGGAAGAUGGGAACAAGGGCUGUCUGCGGACUGCAGAAAUCAGACUCAGUACGUUCUUUCCUAAGAUACAGUCAGGCACUGGAUAGUUCAGAUUCACGCAUGCGACUGUGCAUGUUACAGCUGCAGUCGGAACAAUGGCUGGGGAAGCACGCGGGAAGCUUGCUCCUGAGACUGAAAGGGGAGGUUCGUGGCACGUGGGGAGGGAAAGGAUCGCUGCUGCAGCUGAACGGAGGUCAGUUCUGCUGUGCAUCGUAGCUGUGGAAGAGCCUAAGACAGAGGAAGAGCAGUCAGAAAGGAGCAACUCACUUCAGCCUCUGGCCCUGCUUAGAGGGGCACAGCUGUAAAGUGAGGCUCACCCAUGGUAUUUCUCCCCAGUCCUGCAUCUGGGAGAAAAAAUUCGAGCUUCAUCACAAAACGCAGCCUACAGAUAAAGUACCCGAAGGAAAGAGAAUUAAGCAAAUAGUUAUUUUUGCACUUGAACUGAAACGUACUGUACUGUAAAUUAUCAUGACUCAUUUUAAGUGACCUUUAAAAUCAGAUGUAUUUAUUAUGCUUGUGUAAUUACUAAAAUAAAGAAGGUGGUGAUGGGCUGAACCCCACCUGUGAAUGUACAGUAUAUGGCUCUGUGAAGCUGACCGUAGGGAGUGAAAAAUUUAUAUUGUAUCUUGUGUUUACAAUUCUCUGAAAAGCCUGCUGUUUUGGAAAUGCACAGUGCACAUAUUGAAAUAAAAAUAAAUACCAUUUUUAAAUAUUGGUUAGAUGAUAAAGAUGUGAGCAAACAAGUGACAGUCCUUUCCUCUGUAAUGACUGAGACCAAACUCAACAUGCCUUUGCUGCGACAUUUACUGUGAGAACCGACCCAGUAAUGCAGUCAUUUCCAGCCUUCUGAGCUCACACCUUCGUAAGUUUAUGGACUUCGCGACUUGUUACUCCUGUCCUCAAAGUGCCACAUGCCACUUUAAGAUAUAUUAAAGUGAAUUCACAUUAAA